Molecule: messenger RNA, 978 nt
Organism: Adineta steineri
Lineage: Eukaryota; Metazoa; Rotifera; Eurotatoria; Adinetida; Adinetidae
Source: the annotation of a GenBank genome assembly
AUGUCACUAUCUACUAUUAUUUUUGAUAUAUUUUUCCUGUCAGUUGCUAUUGAAGGACGAUCAUUAUUGUUAAGUCAUUUAAAUCCAUCUGAUGUUAAACAUUUUGAAUCAAAACUUGACAGUAAAAUUGGUUAUUGGUCUCCUAGUACAAGUUCAAUUGAUUGGUGCGAACGUAAUUAUGCUGUAACAUAUUAUAUUGCUGAAUUUUGGAAUUGUAUCUCAAGUUUACUUAUGUGUUUAUUAUCGAUAAUAUUAAUAAUUCGAGGUUUGUAUAAUAAAAUUGAACAUCGUUUUUUAUUACUUAGUUUAUCCUUUGGAUUAGUUGGAUUUGGUUCAGCUUAUUUUCAUGGUACAUUAACACAUUUUGGUCAAAUGGCAGAUGAAUUACCAAUGGUUUAUUCAAUGAUUGUUUGGUGGUUUAUUUUAUUUCGUAUGAAUAAAGUAAAAUUAGUCAGUAGAAUAUCUCCAACUGAUAUAUUAAUUUUAUGUGGAAUAUUUUAUGGUUUUUUAUGGACUUAUGUACAUAGUUUACAAACAUUUGUAUUAGUAUUUCAAGUUCAUUUUACUUUGAUGGUUUUAGGAGGAAUUAUUAAAUUAAUUUAUUUAUAUCGACAAACACAACAUUAUACAUAUAAAAUAAUGUAUUUAGUUAUAGUAUAUGUUGGUUUAUUAGUUCCAGCUUGUAUAUGUUGGAUUAUUGAUCAACAAUUAUGUGAACGAAUGAAUAGUAUAGAUGGAUUUAAUCCACAAUUACAUGCAUGGUGGCAUAUUUUUUGUGGUUUUGACAGUUAUAUUGGAGUUGUAUGUAGUGAAGCCAUGCGACAUUUAUCAAUGAAAUAUAACGAAUUUCAAAUAAAUGGGGAAUCGUCGAAGAAAAUAUUUAAACCAUUAGAACAUUUGCAUAUUGGAUUUUGGUUUGGAUUACCUUAUGUAGAUUAUUCAAAAGAUAAAUCAAUUAACCAAAUAAAAACUCAUUAA